Molecule: messenger RNA, 2287 nt
Organism: Lolium perenne
Lineage: Eukaryota; Viridiplantae; Streptophyta; Magnoliopsida; Poales; Poaceae
Product: L-type lectin-domain containing receptor kinase SIT2
Biological process (GO): protein phosphorylation
Molecular function (GO): protein kinase activity; carbohydrate binding; ATP binding
Source: RefSeq, a predicted model, not a curated record
GUUUCUGAGCAAAAUAAGGCACGUUUUGCAUCGCCAGCAGAUUCAUAUCCAACCUCAGGCCCAAUCUCAUCAUCAUGUCGAUGCUACUGCUAAAUUUCCUUUUUGUUCUCCUUAACUUACCAGUGGUCUUGGCUGCCGGCGUUGACCAGUUCGUCUACUCGGGCUUCGCCGGAGCUAACAUCACCAUCGACGGCGUAGCCACAAUCACCCCAGACGGCCUACUGGACCUAACCAACGCCCACCAGAGGCUCAAAGGCCAUGCCUUCUACCCUGCUCCGCUGCGCUUCCUCGAUUCCACCAACGGCACGGUGAAACCUUUCGCCGUCUCCUUUGUGCUCGCCAUCCACCCCAACUACCGAUCCAGCCAAGGCAUGGCCUUCUUCAUUGCCAAGAACAUGGAUUUUUCCUCCGCUCUUCCUUUUCAGUAUUUCGGCGUCUUCAACUCCCAGAACCAGGGCAACUCCAGCAACCACAUAUUCGCCGUCGAGUUCGACACCGUCUUAAACAUGGAACUACGGGACGUGGAUGCCAAUCAUGUUGGCAUCGACAUCAACAGUGCCAUUUCCAUCCAGUCCCACACUGCUGGCUUUUACAACGACAAAACGGGCUCCUUCAACAACUUGAACCUCACCGGUGGCGAGGGGUUGCAAGUCUGGAUAGACUACGGAGGGGAGACGGCACGAAUCAACGUGACUAUGUCUCCACUGGGGAUGGCCAAACCAGCAAGGCCACUUCUCUCGGCCAUCUAUGACCUCUCAACAGUGUUCACCGAGGAGGCAUACCUUGGCUUCGGUUCUGCAGCGGGCAUGGACGGCAGCGGGCAUUACAUACUUGGCUUGAGCUUCGGCAUGGAUAGACCUGCGCCGGCUAUCGACAUCAGCAGACUGCCAAAGCUUCCUCGUGUCGGCCCCAAGCCUCGGUCCAAGGUCCCGGAGAUAGUAUUACCAUUAGCAACAGCCUCGUUUGUCCUCGCCGUGGGAAUUACUAUAUUCGUACUGGUGCGAAGGCAUCGGAGGUACGCCGAGCUACGGGAAGAUUGGGAGGUCGAGUUCGGGCCUCACAGGUUCUCAUACAAGGAUCUGUACUAUGCAACACAAGGAUUCAAGAGCAAUAACCUACUAGGGGUUGGGGGAUUCGGAACGGUGUACAAAGGUGUGCUGCCAAAAUCUAAACUGGAAAUAGCCGUGAAAAGGGUGUCUCACGACUCCAAGCAGGGCAUGAAGGAGUUCAUCGCCGAAGUAGUCAGUAUUGGACGGCUUCAACACAAUAAUUUGGUGCAAUUACUCGGCUAUUGCCGGAGAAAAGGCCAACUGUUUUUGGUGUACGAGUGCAUGCCAAAUGGAAGCCUCGACAAGUAUUUGUAUCACCGGGACAACCCAGGGCUCCCUACUCUGAAUUGGGCUCAAAGGUUUCGGAUCAUCAGGGGUGUUGCCUCUGGAUUACUGUACCUUCACGAGGAGUGGGAGAAGGUUGUUAUUCACAGAGAUGUGAAGGCAAGCAAUGUGCUGCUCGAUCGGGAAAUGAAUGCCCGACUAGGUGAUUUUGGUCUAUCAAGGCUGUAUGACCAUGGCACGGAUCCCCAGAGCACACAUGUGGCUGGCACAGUAGGAUACCUAGCUCCCGAGCUAGCGUGCACCGGAAAGGUAACCCCUCUUAUCGAUGUGUUCGCAUUUGGCAUAUUCAUUCUUGAAAUCGUUUGUGGACAAAGGCCAAUUGAGCAAGAUACACGAGAGGAACAACCCAUGUUAGUUGAUCGGGUGCUUGAGCAUUGGCACAAUGAAUCACUCAGUGAGAUUGUGGAUAGUAAACUCCCUGGUGACUAUGAUGUAAAUCAAGUAUACUUAGCACUCAAGGUAGGGCUAUUAUGCUCGCACCCAUUCAUGGACACAAGACCUACGAUGCGCCAAGUGAUCCAAUACCUUGACUGUGCCAGGACAUCGCCAGAGCUGACACCAAUACAAACCACCUUCGAGAUGCUCGCUGUGAUGCAAAGGGAAGGGUUUGACCCGUACAUCAUGUCAUGUCCUUCCUCCAUGACGGCAUCAAUCCUGUCUGGUGGAAGAUGAAUCCUCGUAAGAUCAGGGCCCUUGUUUGUUGCAUCUCCAAUCUGCACACUGAUUUGCUAAUUUGUGUGGUUCCGGCCGUAAAUUACAAAAUAUGUGUGCAACUAAUUGUUUCUUUCUAGAUAUAUGGGUUGAUAUGAACCACAUACAUACUGUAUGUAUACCUGUCCUGCUUACUAAGUUUUUUUUUCGAUAAAGGAGCAUAGCCCUAGCCUCUGCAUCAA